CUGAACCUGCAGAGGAAGAAACACACGCAUCACGCGUAGUUUACAUCGGUUUGACUCAAUCAUCUUCGUGCGCACCACGAGCGAGUCCCACUCGUUACUGAGUUUAUGAAUGAAAAACUUCCGAAACCGUAAAGAAGUGGAAGUUUUCCGGUUUCCUAAACGUGUUUGGACUUUUUGUUUGGUUCAUCUGAUUUAAACGUAACUCUUAUAUUUUUACUCACUGCUUUUUACGAAAACAGCCGAGAUAUUUGGAUUUGUGGUUCGUUUCACCGUGGGAAAAUGUGUUUACAUUAAUUCGCAUUCCGCGUGCAUGGAUGUUUUCUUCCCGGCUUGAUUUGUAGGAAUGUUUUACAAACCUAAAUAAGUCCCACAAGAAAAGUACACAUCAACACAACUCGGUGCUCAGUACAACAACAUCCAGAUAAUCUCAAAGGUAGCUCUAUGCUGCUGGUGUUGAUGGCCCAGUGCUGUCCAUAGCUGUGUGAAUGAGCCGUCUCAGCCGACCCUCCUCACCCAGUUGCAGUGGCAUGGCUUCUCUCAGGAUGUUGAUGUCAUGGCAUUUACUUCUCCUGUGGGUUAUUCUUGCUCAGAUCACCUCAGCCAGUUCACGUCCCCCUGUGACUGACCAAGGUCACGCCGUAGCAUCUUCCGAGGACGAAGAUGACGAUGAGUCAUCAUCUGAAGAAAACAAGCCUUCAAGCAGCCUGGAGCUCUUACCAAUGGCACCCCACUGGGCCCAACCUGAAAAGAUGGAAAAAAAGCUUCAUGCUGUACCAGCCAGCAAAACAGUGAAAUUUCGAUGUCAGGCUGAGGGAAAUCCAACCCCUAAACUUCGCUGGCUCAAGAACGGUAAAGAGUUCAAAAGGGACCAGCGCAUCGGGGGCUACAAGCUGCGUGAACACAUGUGGACUAUAAUCAUGGAGUCAGUGGUGCCCUCAGACAAGGGCAACUAUACCUGUCUGGUGGUGAAUAACUACGGAAGCAUCAAUCACACCUAUCAGCUGGAUGUAGUAGAACGGUCUCCACACAGACCCAUCCUAUAUGCUGGUCUUCCUGCAAACCGUACGGCUGUCGUCGGCAGUGACGUAGAGUUUGUAUGUAAGGUUUUCAGCGACCCUCAGCCUCACAUCCAAUGGCUCAAACACAUGGUGGUGAACGGAAGCCAACUCGGACCUGAUGGUCUACCUUACGUACGCAUCCUAAAGACCGCUGGCCUCAACACCACCGACAAGGAGAUGGAGGUGUUCCAGUUGAGGAAUGUGUCCUUUGAGGAUGCUGGGGAGUACACUUGCUUGGCGGGCAAUUCUAUUGGGGUCUCCCAUCAGUCAGCAUGGUUGACCGUUGUCAAAGCACCCACGGCUCCCUCUGCAGUGCCCAGUCAGUCCUACCUGGAGGUGUUGAUCUACUGUGUUGGAUUCUUCCUCAUCUUCCUCAUGGUGGGAAUUGUCACCAUUGUCAAAGUCCGCAGCUCCUCAAAGAAGAGCGACUUUAACAGCCAGCUGGCCGUUCAUAAGCUGGCUAAAAGCAUUCCUCUCCGCAGACAGGUGUCAGUGGAAUCCAGUUCUUCCCUGAAUUCUGGUGUGAUGUUGGUAAGACCUUCACGGCUCUCCUCCAGUGGGACCCCAAUGCUGUCAGGAGUCUCAGAGUACGAGCUGCCCCACGACCCAAGCUGGGAGGUGCCCAGAGAGAGAUUAGUUCUUGGGAAACCUCUGGGAGAGGGCUGCUUUGGGCAGGUGGUGAUGGGCGAAGCCAUUGGCUUGGACAGAGACAAGCCCAACCGUGUGACGAAAGUAGCCGUUAAGAUGCUGAAAUCUGAUGCCACCGAGAAGGACCUGUCUGACCUAAUCUCAGAGAUGGAGAUGAUGAAGAUGAUUGGAAAACACAAGAACAUCAUCAACCUGCUUGGAGCUUGUACUCAAGAUGGCUCUCUUUACGUCAUUGUGGAAUAUGCAUCUAAAGGAAACCUGCGGGAAUAUCUGCGUGUCCGUCGGCCCCAUGGCAUGGAGUACUGUUACAAUCCAGACCAGGUGUCUGUGGAGAGCAUGUCAAUUAAAGACUUGGUCUCCUGUGCCUACCAGGUGGCUCGUGGCAUGGAGUACUUGGCAUCCAGAAAGUGUAUCCACAGAGACUUGGCAGCACGCAAUGUACUUGUAACAGAGGACAAUGUAAUGAAGAUAGCAGACUUUGGUCUGGCUCGGGACGUUCAUCACAUAGAUUACUACAAGAAGACCACAAAUGGUCGACUGCCUGUGAAAUGGAUGGCACCUGAAGCUUUGUUCGACAGGAUUUACACUCAUCAAAGUGAUGUGUGGUCUUUUGGGGUUCUUCUGUGGGAGAUCUUCACCCUCGGGGGCUCACCUUAUCCUGGAGUGCCCGUGGAAGAGCUCUUCAAGCUACUGCGAGAAGGUCACCGCAUGGACAGACCCUCAGCCUGCACUCAAGAGCUAUACGUGAUAAUGAAAGACUGCUGGCAUGCGGUUCCCACGCAUAGGCCUACUUUUAAAAAGCUGGUAGAGGACCUUGAUCACACCCUGUCUAUUAUGUCCAAUCAGGAGUAUCUGGACCUCUAUGUGCCCCUGGACCCUAUUUACUCUCAGGUCAUCCUGAAUGAACGUAACUCCACCUGCUCUUCCGAACAGGACUCGGUCUUCAUACGAGAGUCUGAACCCGAAGAUCCCUGCAUUCCCCCGUCAGUUCCCCCUCAACACACCGUCCGUUCCUACAAAAAACGCUGAAGGCAAAGAGCACAUGGACCUCAGUCACCGAGUAUAUCUGUCUUCCUUUCUGCUUCCAUUUACUCAUAAACUCUACACUGAGACUGAGAAGAUUAGCCUAGGUAGUUAUAGUACAGAUACGCAAACAGGAAGCGGUGUUUCACACAUGUAGACUCUCGAAAUCAAGACUGAUUAGAACUGCACAGGAGUCUUGGGAUGGUCUCCAAGGGACAGGUGGUGUUUUGACGAACUUUUGUCUCUGUUUGUCCCCGAUAUUCUUCAGAGACCUUGAUGUUCACAUACAAGAUGUUCCAAAAGCAUCAUCAAAGGAUUUUGUUCAGCAAUGAACAAAUGUAGAAAUAAUUGCAAGUGUUACUAAUUAAAGUAUGCUGCCUUUGUAAUGGUGGAUAAAUUGUACAAUUAUGAAUUUAUAUUAACACUUUUGUUUUAUAUUACUAUUGUAAUUAUUAUUAUUUUUGUAUAAGCUUGUUCAUUCCCUACUCUGUUUAAAGGUGAAGUGUGCAAUUUCUGCACCACUGGCAUCAUCAGAGUUGUGAAAAUAAUGUUUUCAAACAGGUUUCCCGAUUACUCCGCCUGUCUGUCAUAUGGUGGAUAAACCAGAGUCCCAAACUGGUUGAGCCAAUGUUGCUCUGUCAGGUUGGUCGGGAUGCUCAAACUAACAGAGCAAUGUUUGGAAAGUGCCACAGAGCCGCAGUUUACACUUGGAGAAUCAACCUACGAAUGUUUUAUGUCUUAUAUUCGAUAAAAAAAAAUUAUGCGUAUCACCUUUAAGAAACAUAAUCUGUUACACAGAUUUAUGGGAUAGUUGCUAAGUGUUCAGAUAAGCUACAAAUGAAAUCUGUUACUCAUCGCUUGCUGUUACAGUUGUAAGGUACAAAUACAAUUUGUCUGGUGUUGUCCUGUAACACAAUAUUCCAGUAGUGUGAAUGAAUGUUUAUUAAUUGUUUAUGUUGCCUGGGGAUUAUGAAAUUGCUGGAAUACAGAUACCUGUUUAGUGCCAGCUGGAGAUUUGACAAUCUCUUGUUCCAGUUGUAGUCAGUAUCAUACCGUUUACGCCAGUUUCAAAACACAGUAUGUCUGUAGCAUCUCUGUUUAUCAUGUCCUGCUAGAUUUUCAAACCACAGGGUUUAUAUGACGAGGAAUUUGUAACUAAAUAAUUAUUAUUAUGAACUUGUUAUGAGAGAGGAUGUACAUUUACUUCUCUGGUAGAAUUUUUCAAUGCUUGAGGGAUUGUUAUGUGAAUUUUGAGGCAGUGGCCAUGCACUUAUAUUCCGGCUAUCAAUGAGCUGACUGAUAUUGCCA
Molecule: messenger RNA, 4037 nt
Organism: Xyrauchen texanus (razorback sucker)
Lineage: Eukaryota; Metazoa; Chordata; Actinopteri; Cypriniformes; Catostomidae
Product: fibroblast growth factor receptor 1-A-like
Exons: 17
Coding region: 486-2735 (749 amino acids)
Biological process (GO): positive regulation of cell population proliferation; positive regulation of kinase activity; multicellular organism development
Cellular component (GO): membrane; signaling receptor complex
Molecular function (GO): fibroblast growth factor receptor activity; fibroblast growth factor binding; ATP binding
Source: RefSeq, a predicted model, not a curated record